ACAUAGUACCGAGGAGUCUCCGGCAGCCAUCUUAGUUGUACUGACGGCUACCACAACAUACGCCAGGAAGUGUCCGAUCCGAUCUGUGCGUUGUACUUCUGUGGGGUCAACUCGCUCUCUCUCAGUCAAACUACCUUCAAAGAGCGGUUAGAGGAAAAUUGUUGUGAGUGCCUGCUGAGACCAGCCAGUAUCCCAGAAUGGACUCGGAGAUUUUGAACAUAGAGGAGAUAGUGAUGGGACGGGGAUUACCAGAUCCGCCUCCUGAGGUUCCUCCCGAAAAGCCAGCAGAACCAUACAAACCCAUCACUUUGAAUGGACCGCCUGCACCCUCUGUUCAAUCCUACCAGCAUGAAAAUCUGCAGUGUUUCCAGUGCUUCAUUACGUUCUGCAGUGCCAAAGCCAAGGAAAGGCACAUGAAGAAAAGCCACAGGGAAGAGUAUAAGCAACAGCUUCAGCAGGGGAACACAUUGUUCACAUGCUAUGUGUGUGACCGCACAUUUCUGUCAUCUGAGGAGCUGACGCAGCACCAGCCUACACACAGCAAGGAUGACAAGCCCUUCAAAUGCGUUCACUGCAAGGAGAGCUUUAAAACAUUCUCUGAACUCACGGCCCAUAGAAGACAAGUGUGUCCAGAGAAACAGUUGGUAUGUAAAGAUUGCAACGAAACCUUCCGGAGUGCUGGACUGCUGCGCGCUCAUCGCCUGACCCAGCAUCCCCGCCCAGAUGUAGAGAAUGCAGAACAACCAGAGGACGCUACGAAAACUCAUCGCUGUAAGAAGUGCAGUCAGGGCUUUGAAACCGAGGCAGAGCUGGUAGCUCACCAGGAGAAGUACCCAGAAGGUCAGCAAUGCAAUGGCAGCACUGCCUCUGUCAAGAAACGUGGACGGCCUACUAAAACUGAAGACCCGGCCGCUGCUGAGAAAAAGGGAAAGCGGAAAAAGAAGGAUGAGCCAGAAACGCCAGAGGAGGUGGUGAAGGCCAGCACUGCUUCAGAGUCAGCAGCAGCUCCGGCAGAGGAAAAAGGAAAAGCAGUUGGAGCGAAGCGAGGUCGUCCUUCUAAAGCAGUAGCAAAAUCAGAAACGGAAGACAAGAAGAGUCCAGAGGAAGACAGUCAAGCUCCGGGAAAGGAGAAGAAACCUAAGGCAGAUUCGGCCUCACCCCGUCAGCACCCCUGUCCCGAUUGUGACCUCGCAUUCCCCAGUUUGAUCCAGCUCCGUGCUCACAAGAAGGAGAAACACACCCCGCGGAAAGCCCAUCCCUGCGAUGAAUGUGAAGAGAGCUUUGCCCGUCCGGAGCAGCUGGACGCCCACAUGUCGCGGGCUCAUGCUGUCGGUCGCUUCGCCUGCCCAACCUGCGGCAAGAGCUUCGGCCGUGAGCGCACCUUGAAAGCUCACCAGAAAAGCCACCCAGAGGAAAAGCCUGAAAACCCAAGUGCAAAGAGAUAAUUUAGACGUGGGGACAUUGCGGAAAGUGUAUGGUUUUUGAAGAUUUUAGUCAGGAAUUGUCCUUUUUUUUCUUUUAACAUCGGAGAUCUGAUGCUCCAGAUCAUGGUUUCAGAUGAGUUUGGAAUGGUUUUGAGAAUGACAUUUUAGCAAAUUUUGGAUUUUAAGUUGAGUUUUGAUCAUGAGCUGGUGAAAUUAUGGACAAACAGACACAACUUCUAAAUUGACUAACCAAAUGUUGUUAAAUCCAUCUAUUACACCCUUUGUCACAGAACAUAGUUUAUUUGUAAAAACUUUUGAUUAACUUUUUAAAUGAUUUGUUUCAGUUUUUUAAAGCGUGAAAUGCGUGUGGUGUGAAUUUAUUACUUGGUGUCUUGAGUUGUUCAACUCACUUUGUGGUAAAAACAGAUGUUUUUUAUGUUUUUUUUUUCCUCUUGUUUUUUCAAAACAGAUUGGGUAAGUACAUACUUUGAAGCUAAUUAGAUGCCUAGUAAAGAUACUAUGUUUUGAAUGUUUAGACAGUUUGUCAAAAGAAAUGUGUUAUGUACAGCUUCUGGUUCAUAUUGUGCAUUUUUUACACUUAAUAUUUUGAUUAUGUUCCUUUCUAAAUUAAGUCUCAUUGAGGAAGAAUUUUAAAAUAACACGAUACUGCUUAAAUGUUAUUUUGGCUAAGUGCUCCAGAUUCAAUGUGGAGUGGCUUCUUGACUUGUGGGCAGAAAUGAUCCACUAUAAUCCUGAUUUGUCUUACAGUAAAAAUUUUUCCUUUAUUUUUUCACUUAUUAGAAUAAUAAGUCAUGUCUUAGACAUUUCUGAAAUGGAACUUGUGGUUCUUUGAUGCCUUCAAGUCCCAUAAGGAACUGUGUAUAUCAUGUGUUAUUCACUGAUUGGAUUGUUUCUCUCCCCACUGCAAUGUGUCUGGACACUGCAAAAAAAAAAAAAAAAAAAAAAAAAAAGUAAUAAAACAUGCUGUCCGAAGGGAGGCUUGCUGAAGAAA
Lates calcarifer (barramundi perch) is the source of this 2436-nucleotide messenger RNA. It is a transcript of the gene znf576.2, whose product is annotated as zinc finger protein 576, tandem duplicate 2. Gene Ontology annotation, biological process: regulation of transcription by RNA polymerase II. Lineage: Eukaryota; Metazoa; Chordata; Actinopteri; Centropomidae. The transcript has 5 exons. Gene Ontology annotation, molecular function: RNA polymerase II transcription regulatory region sequence-specific DNA binding; DNA-binding transcription factor activity, RNA polymerase II-specific. The coding region runs from base 198 to 1445 and encodes 415 amino acids. The record is from RefSeq and is a predicted model, not a curated record. Gene Ontology annotation, cellular component: nucleus.